GUUGGAGUAAGACUGGAGGAAAGAGAGGUUCUUAUCCCUUUCCAAACACUGAAUUUAGUCAAAGAAAGCCAGACACCAUGAAUCCCCAUCCCCUCUUUCCAUCUUACUUCCUGUUUCAACUCAUCUUCCUCUAUAAAACUAUCAUCUUCCACUUUCAUCACCUCACACACUCACCUCAAAAACAUCAGACCACUGGAAAGCAAUCUGGGGCAUCAAGGAGGUGAAAUCGGAUAUAUAUAUUUUUUUAUAAUUAACUAUGUCAAGUUGUAUUGAUGAAAGCAUCACAAUCCGUGAAGUAUGGUCUGAUAACUUAGAAUCCGAGUUUGAUUUAAUCAGAUCUAUCAUCGAUCAAUUCCCUUAUAUCUCCAUGGACACGGAGUUCCCUGGCGUUGUAUACCGUCAAUCGUCGGAGCCUGGAAGAUCGUACAGGCAUCGCCAGCCAUCGGAGCACUACAAGCUUCUAAAGUCAAACGUCGACGCUUUGAACCUCAUCCAACUAGGUCUCACCCUCUCCGACGCUUCCGGUAACCUUCCACAAAUAGACGGGACUCACCAACGCUUCAUCUGGCAAUUCAAUUUCAACGAUUUUGAUCUCACGCGUGACGCCUACGCGCCGGAAUCGAUUGACUUGUUGAAACGUCAAGGGAUUGAUUUUGAACGGAACCGGGUAAACGGAAUCGACUCUUCAGAUUUCGCUGAGUUGAUGAUGUCAUCGGGUCUGGUUUGCAAUGAAUCAGUUAGCUGGGUGACGUUUCACAGCGCGUACGAUUUCGGGUACUUGUUGAAGAUCCUCACGCGCCGCCUUCUGCCGAGUGAGUUGCCGGAGUUCAUGGAGGCUGUGAAGGUGUUCUUUGGGGACAACGUGUACGACGUGAAACACUUGAUGAAGUUCUGUCGGAACGGGUUGUAUGGUGGGUUGGACCGGGUGGCGAGUCUUUUAGAAGUGAACCGGGUUGUCGGGAAGUGCCAUCAGGCCGGUUCGGAUAGCUUGUUGACGUGGCACGCCUUUCAAAAGAUGAGAGACGUAUACUUUGUCGACGUCGGACUGGAAAUGUAUGCCGGCGUCUUGUAUGGUUUAGAAGCUCACUAAAAGAAAUUACUUAGGGUCAAAUCGGUAAAUUAGCUGAUCAGAAUUUAAUUCAUUUUUUUUUCAUGUUUAUGUCUA
Messenger RNA from Lactuca sativa (garden lettuce), 1165 nucleotides. Its product is annotated as putative CCR4-associated factor 1 homolog 11. The record is from RefSeq and is a predicted model, not a curated record. Gene Ontology annotation, molecular function: nucleic acid binding; poly(A)-specific ribonuclease activity. Lineage: Eukaryota; Viridiplantae; Streptophyta; Magnoliopsida; Asterales; Asteraceae. Gene Ontology annotation, cellular component: CCR4-NOT complex.